ACGGGCACACUGAGAGGAAGACGCGGCGCCGUUUGUUGGGAAUCUCACCGCGCGACAGUGCACGGCACGGCAGGCUUUGGGGAAGUCGAAUCCGCGCUUCCCACCUGUAUAUCACCGGACGCACGCGUGGCGGAGAAGCGGAAGAUUAUGGCGACGUUGGGACCGGAGUCGGCUCGCCCUCCCCUCGCCCAGCUCGGAUCUCCCCCGUCUAACCAGCCUCACGUCGGCUGCGCGAACCUGCCUCCCAACCGGGGCUUGGAGCGCGCGCUGGAGGAGGCGGCGGCCAGCGGUGUGCUGAACCUCAGCUGCCGCAAGCUGAAGGAGUUUCCCCGGACCGCGGCCAACCACGACCUGAGCGAUACGGUGGAGGCAGACCUCUCAAAGAACCGGCUGAGCGACAUCCCCUCAGAGGUCUGCCACCUGGUCGCCUUGGAGACACUAAACUUGUACCAUAACUGCAUCAGGACCAUCCCAGACAGCAUCAUCACCCUGCAGUCGCUCACAUCGUUGAACCUCAGUCGGAACCAGCUGGGCUCUCUGCCGUCGUGCCUCUGCGGUUUGCCUCUGAGGGUCCUCAACGCCAGCAACAACAAACUGGUGAGCCUGCCGGAGACCAUCGGGCAGCUGCACAGCCUCAUGGAGCUGGACAUCAGCUGUAACGAGAUCACGGCCCUCCCCCGGCACAUCGGCCGACUCAAAGCGCUGCGGGAACUUAACGUGCGGCGAAAUCUCCUCUGCGUCCUGCCGGAAGACCUGGCCGACCUCCCGCUGGUGAAGUUCGACUUCUCGUGUAACAAAGUGUCCACCAUCCCGGUGUGCUACAGGAAGAUGAGGCAGCUGCAGUCGCUGCAGUUAGAGAACAACCCGCUACAGAGUCCACCUGCACAGAUCUGCAUCAAGGGUAAAGUCCACAUAUUCAAGUAUCUGAGCAUCGAGGCGUGUCGCAGCGAGAAGAUGCCCGACUCGCUGUACCUCCCCGUCAUGGAGCGACUCAGUUUCACUCGCCCCUCCACUGGCAGUGUGGAGGACAUGGAGCAACAGAAGAAGCAGGACAGCGACUCAGGAGUAGGCAGCGACAACGGAGACAAGAGGCUGUCUGCCACCGAGCCUUCAGACGAAGACAGUUUGAGUCUCAACGUGCCGAUGAGCAACAUUACAGAAGAGGAGGGACUCAGCAAAGACGACUCCAGCGAACACAUCAGCUCCCUGACAGCCGACCCAAACUCCGACUCGGUGCGCCUGAUAGAAGAGAGUCCUACGGAAGCCCUGAAUGACCCGCUGAGCUACAGAGACUCGUCUCUCAGCAGUCGCUUCAUCAGCUACAUCAAGGGCCGAACGGCAGCGGACUUCGAAGAGCCCCUCAGGAUAGAGGAAGACUCACACUGGCAGAUAGAGCAGACGUCAAAGGUCUCGAGGGGCACAGAGCUCCAUAUUGACAUGAUUAACCAGCUACAGGAGGCGGUGGAGCUGCUGCAGAACCCCAGCAGAGGGAGCGCAGAGCAGGAUGAUCUGUCUGAAGUCCAGCUGUACCCGGUGGAGAUGGUCACCGUGGAGGAGUCGUUCAACGGACAAGACAGCGAUGAGGGAAGCACAACAUCAAAGCGCAUGGAGGAGGGAGGCUAUGAGUUCCAGAAGAAGAGGCGGAUGAUUCUAGAAAAGGCCCGCUUUGAGGCCCAGCUUGCGUGCCGGGACUAUGAGUGGCAUAUGUCCCUGAAGCAAGAACACCGAUCUCCAACCAUGGGACCUCCAUCUCUCUCCAGUCCACCGUUUGGGCUGAAACCUCGCUCAGCCCCGCCCUCACUGCCGUGCUCACCCCCUCCUUCCUGUCUAGACCCCUCCCUCCUCUCACAGGCCUCACCCCUACAUCGUAGACAUGGCGACGGAGGCAUGCUCAGCCCGGUGUUCCUGCGGAGCCACAAGAGCAUGGAGUCCGUGGACCCCCAGUUCACCAUGAGGAGGAAGAUGGAGCAGCUGAGGGAGGAGCUGGAGCUCAUGGAGCAGCUGAGAGACAUCAUCGAGAGCCGACUGAAGGUGGUCCUCCCUGAAGACCUGGGCUCGUCUCUGAUGGACGGCGUCGUCCUCUGCCAUCUGGCCAAUCACAUUUGCCCGCGCUCCGUCGCCAGCAUCCAUGUCCCCUCCCCCGCCGUGCCCAAGCUCAGCAUGGCGAAGUGCCGGCGGAACGUGGAGAACUUCCUGGACGCCUGCAGGAAAAUAGGCGUGCCGCAGGACAAGCUGUGUCUGCCUCACCACAUCCUGGAGGAGAAAGGCCUGGUGAAGGUGUGCGUCACGGUGCAGGCCCUGGUGGACGAGGCCUCCUCCAAACCCCCCAUGCUAGUGUGAGCAGCGGAGCAACGGGACCGACGCCGCUCCGCACGACGUGACGCCGCGGUUCACCUCUGCAUCGCUCGCAGUAUCGCAGCACUUUGAAUUCCCCCUCGUCGGCGUGCAGAAAGGGAACCAAUUCCGUCUGGAGUGGGUUUAUUAUUUACUAACUCAGAAAGAGGAACGCUGAAUCGAGCGUCUUGGCUCACUGCAGGUGUUUUUUUUUUGUUUUUUUUAAACCCUAAAAAUCAGGAGUUUGGGAUCCCUUUUUUUUUUUUCUUUACUGUGAUCAGCUAAAAGGGCAGACGUAGAGCCCCACAUUUUUUAGGUUUUAAACUAGAUUAAGAAAAUCUUCACACUGGCUGGUCCCCACUAUUUUUGUAAAAUAUUGUGACAGUUAUGAAAAGGAGAAAAGAAUUUCACAAAAAACAAACAGAAAUCGAGAGGAUGCAGUGGAGCCACGCAGUGUUUGUGGAUUUUUCUGUGGAACGUAAAUUCCAAGUUAUUCGUGGAAAAUUCGCCUCGUAGCGUUUUUGUUGCAGAACAUAUCUAAAAUGUUAGAUAUUAUCAAAUAUUGAAAAGAAAAUGCAGCUUGAGAAGCUGAAAUAUCUUAGUGCAAUGCUACUUGACACAAUAUUGGCUGGUGUUUGCACAGCAGUGUUUUUAUGAGAGUACAAAUUUUAAACCAAUUUUUACACCCAAAUUUGUAAAACUACCACUUCAUGUUUUUCUGUCCCAUAACAUGCAAGAAAAGACAUUUUUCCAAGGCUAUGUUCUAUACUUCAGCAUAGAGAUGUUUAUUAGCCAGAAGGAUGUUGGCCAGUAGCCAAUCCAGGACAACCAUCAUGGAUGACGUAACAGUUGUGAGUCACAUUUAGAGAAUAUUUGUUUGGACCCUCCCAAAAUUAAUAACUAAAUAUUACUUCUCCCAGUGCUGUUUCUGUUGACCUUUUGCAAGUACGUCACCUAAUCAUGCAAAGCUGCCAUGACGGACGUCAGAAGGGAGGAACAGGAGUAUCAAAAGGAGUGAUUGUGAUUGUUUUCCCAGGUUUUUGUUUCUAUAUUUCUAUGGCUCCUACUGGUUCCACAGAGCUAGUUUAUCUGUGGAAGUACACUUGGGGCUCAUAGGCAGCAGUAUUUACAAAAGUUUGAAAUAGGGAGCUUAGAAACCGACCCAUAUCUUUGCCUUUCUGAUGUAUUUGUUGAUUUGAUCAAAUCACAGACUUUGCUUGAAUUGACAUACCACUUUAUAAACAAUGGUUUGUUUUACACCAUAAAACAACUUAAAGUGUACAAAAGACAAAAUUUUUUAGACUUCAGACUAAAGUUCUAGAUGUUAGCAUGUAUCUUUUUCCAUAUCCUUUUUUGUAUAUGGUAGGCUAUAUGAUGGUGGGGCAUUUCUCCAUGGUUACCAUGGUUAGCCAAGUACCUUCUCCAUAAUACAGUAUUAGCUGCAUUUCCAUUACAAAUCUGUGCAAAACUUUUAUUAAAAGUUUAUAAUGAGAACUUUUAGCACAAGUGGGAAGUGAGACUGUUGGAGGCGGAGUCUUGCUGCUGCGCCGUCACAAACCAGACAUGUUAAAAAGACGGUAUAAGCCUAUGGACCCCGAUGGUUUAAUGUACCGAUACUCACGGAUGAAAAAUCGAUAAAUAUCUUAGAAUCGAUUUCAUUAUACAGCCCUACUUCCCAGUGCAAAACGUUUUAAUCGAAAAUCGAAAUUGCCCUGUUUCUAUUGGGCACAUUUAUUUUCAAAAUGUCAAUGGAAAUGCAGCUACAGAUUACAUUUUACUAAUCUCACUUCCUUAAGAGGUGUAUUAACAUUAAUUUUCUUACCUUCCAAAAAAAUUUUCGCUCCACAUCGGUGAGUACAUCAAGGGCUGCUAGUCCUUACGAUUAGCCGCUACUAUCCAUCGCUGUCGUCUUUCCUCCUCAAAAGGUUUCCAGACAAAAAGUUUGUUGUGGAUUCAGGUCUGUUUUCAGACCAUUGUGACCCUUUUUACUGUGAAAUUAACUAAAUAAAAGCAGGAUUAGGCUGCGAUUGUCUGAUUUUUGAUCAGCUUUGCAGGAGCUAACGUGCACAUAUGUUGAUUUGACUCCCGUCAUGGCGGAGUGGGCUGCUUUCUGAAUAGCAUGGCGACACGUGCAAAGGGUCGAUUGCUUCAUGAAAGAAUCCAUUCCACUAGAUUAAUAGGAACAAUUAUCAUACCUCUAAAGCUCCACUCCAGGUUUUCCCAGUUACCUACGACAAUUCACCACCACAUGCUCCUAGCAUAAACAAAAAAGUGAAGGCUGGAUGUUAGCUUCUGCGGAAAAGCUAAUACGGUUUUCACUGUUCGUGUUAAUGUAGAUUGUAGACGAAGGUAUAUUGAAUAUUUGAACUAUUAAAACAGCCAGUGUUAAUAGUUUUUGUAAUUUUUUCACAUAGUUCAACUAUUCAUGGAUAGCUGUGGUUUCUAACCCCCAUGAAUACCAGGGUCCACUGUACUGUUACCAACUAUGCUAUUUUAUGAGAAAAGCCAUAAAGAAAUGCCAAAUUUUUUAUUUUUUUUAUUUUUUAUUUUUGAUGAUAAAUCCAGAAAUUGGUAUUGUUCUUAAUGAGAUAUUUUUUACCAAAUGCUUUUGGAUGAAAUAGCAAAUUUAUUUAUUAUUUUUUUCUUUCU
Messenger RNA from Xiphophorus maculatus (southern platyfish), 4983 nucleotides. RefSeq names its product leucine rich repeats and calponin homology domain containing 1 (gene lrch1). Lineage: Eukaryota; Metazoa; Chordata; Actinopteri; Cyprinodontiformes; Poeciliidae. The record is from RefSeq and is a predicted model, not a curated record. The transcript is spliced from 20 exons. Bases 148 to 2340 code for a protein of 730 amino acids. Gene Ontology annotation, molecular function: protein binding.